CAUUUCGGUCUCAUUUUAGUUUGGAGUGGGCUUCCAAAUUAAAAGCCGGUUUCUCUCUCUCACACACUCGCACAAAUACACUCACGCGCACACAAAACCCUCGAUCCGAGAGAAACCGAACCAUGGCGAAGCCAUCGAAGCGACAGGCGUCGUCCGAUGAGGCCCUAUCCAACAGCUCCAAUUCGUCGGAGGAGGAGGAGCAGGUCAACGAGCAGAUCGAAGACGAGGAGGACGAGGAGGAGCUCGAGGCCGUGGCUCGCUCGGCCGCUUCCGACGAAGACGACGACAACUCGCCCGUCUCCCAGGACGCCGCUGAAGCCGAUGAGGAGGACGAGGAUGGAAAUAAUGUGUCCAAUGCCGAAAUAAGCAAGCGUGAAAGGGCCAGACUCAAAGAAAUGCAGAAAUUGAAGAGACAAAAGAUUCAGGAAAUACUGGACGUCCAAAAUGCUGCAAUUGAAGCUGAUAUGAACAAUAGGGGGCAGGGGCGCUUGAAGUAUCUCCUGCAGCAAACAGAGUUGUUUGCACACUUUGCCAAAGGUGAUCAAUCUGCAUCUUUAAAGAAGACAAAGGGAAGGGGUCGCCAUGCGUCAAAAAUAACUGAAGAGGAAGAAGAUGAAGAAUGUCUUAAGGAGGAAGAGGAUGGUUUGUCUGGGACAGGAACAACACGGCUUGUUACUCAACCCUCUUGUAUUCAGGGGAAGAUGAGGGAUUACCAACUUGCUGGGUUAAACUGGCUUAUACGACUAUAUGAGAAUGGUAUAAAUGGAAUCCUUGCAGAUGAAAUGGGGCUUGGUAAAACAUUGCAAACCAUCUCUUUAUUGGGCUAUUUGCAAGAGUUCAGAGGAAUUACUGGCCCUCAUAUGGUAGUUGCUCCAAAAUCUACUCUUGGAAACUGGAUGAAUGAAAUCCGACGUUUCUGCCCAAUUCUGCGUGCUGUAAAGUUUCUUGGAAAUCCUGAUGAAAGGAGGCAUAUACGAGAGAAUUUACUGGUUGCUGGCAAGUUUGAUGUCUGUGUCACAAGUUUUGAAAUGGCAAUUAAAGAGAAGACCAGCUUACGUCGCUUUAGCUGGCGCUAUAUUAUCAUUGAUGAAGCCCAUCGGAUUAAGAAUGAGAAUUCCCUCCUUUCAAAAACAAUGAGGCUCUAUAAUACCAAUUAUCGCCUUCUUAUCACUGGCACACCACUUCAGAACAAUCUCCAUGAACUUUGGUCCCUUCUCAAUUUUCUUCUGCCGGAGAUAUUUAGUUCUGCAGAAACUUUUGACGAGUGGUUCCAAAUUUCUGGUGAAAAUGAUCAGCAGGAAGUUGUCCAGCAGCUUCAUAAGGUCCUCCGUCCUUUUCUCCUCCGAAGGUUGAAGUCAGAUGUUGAAAAAGGGUUACCUCCAAAGAAGGAAACAAUUCUUAAAGUGGGCAUGUCACAGAUGCAGAAACACUUUUACAGGGCUUUACUGCAGAAAGAUCUUGAAGUUGUUAAUGCUGGUGGAGAACGUAAGCGUCUUUUGAAUAUAGCAAUGCAGCUGCGUAAAUGCUGUAAUCAUCCAUACCUUUUUCAAGGUGCUGAACCUGGUCCUCCUUAUACUACAGGAGAGCAUCUUACUACAAAUGCUGGUAAAAUGGUUCUGUUGGAUAAGUUGCUUCCAAAACUAAAAGAACGUGAUUCUAGGGUCCUGAUAUUUUCACAGAUGACAAGGCUGCUGGACAUUCUUGAAGAUUAUUUAAUGUUUCGUGGAUACAAAUAUUGUCGGAUUGAUGGGAAUACUGGUGGAGAAGAUCGUGAUGCUUCCAUUGAUGCUUUUAAUAAGCCAGGGAGUGAGAAAUUUGUUUUCUUACUAUCAACUAGAGCUGGAGGCCUUGGAAUUAAUCUUGCUACGGCAGAUGUUGUCAUUCUUUAUGACAGUGACUGGAAUCCACAAGUUGAUUUGCAAGCACAGGACCGUGCUCACAGGAUUGGUCAAAAGAAAGAAGUUCAAGUUUUCCGGUUCUGCACGGAGUAUACUAUUGAGGAAAAAGUGAUUGAGAGGGCUUAUAAAAAGCUUGCACUUGAUGCUUUGGUGAUUCAGCAAGGACGAUUAGCAGAGCAAAAGACUGUUAAUAAAGAUGAGCUACUUCAGAUGGUGAGGUUUGGUGCUGAAAUGGUUUUCAGUUCCAAGGAUAGUACAAUUACAGAUGAGGACAUUGACAGAAUUAUUGCAAAAGGAGAAGAGGCGACUGCUGAGCUUGAUGCCAAGAUGAAGAAAUUUACAGAAGACGCUAUCAAAUUUAAAAUGGAUGACACUGCUGAAUUGUAUGAUUUUGAUGACGAGAAGGACGAGAACAAGGUUGACUUCAAGAAACUUGUUAGCGAUAACUGGAUUGAACCGCCCAAGAGAGAGCGGAAGCGGAAUUACUCUGAAUCUGAAUACUUUAAGCAAACAAUGCGCCAAGGUGGUCCGGCAAAACCGAGAGAGCCUCGAAUUCCUCGGAUGCCUCAAUUACAUGAUUUCCAGUUCUUUAACACACAAAGGCUAAGUGAGCUGUAUGAAAAGGAAGUGCGUUAUCUGAUGCAAACACAUCAAAAGAAUCAGUUGAAAGACACAAUAGAUGUGGAUGAACCUGAAGAGGUGGGAGAUCCAUUAACUGCUGAAGAGCUGGAAGAGAAAGAACGGCUAUUAGAAGAGGGGUUUUCUUCAUGGAGUAGAAGAGAUUUCAAUACUUUCAUUAGGGCUUGUGAGAAGUAUGGCCGAAAUGACAUCAAAAGUAUUGCUUCUGAGAUGGAAGGGAAAUCGGAGGAGGAAGUUGAAAGAUAUGCAAAAGUUUUUAAAGAAAGAUACAAAGAGUUAAAUGAUUAUGAUAGGAUCAUUAAGAAUAUCGAAAGAGGGGAAGCUAGAAUUUCUCGCAAAGAUGAGAUCAUGAAAGCUAUUGGGAAGAAGUUGGACCGGUACAAGAAUCCAUGGCUGGAACUUAAGAUUCAGUAUGGUCAGAACAAAGGGAAGUUGUACAAUGAAGAAUGUGAUCGAUUCAUGAUAUGCAUGGUUCACAAACUCGGGUAUGGGAACUGGGAUGAGUUGAAGGCAGCAUUUCGUACUUCACCCUUGUUUCGUUUUGAUUGGUUUGUAAAGUCUCGCACAACUCAAGAACUUGCGAGGAGGUGUGAUACCCUAAUUCGGUUGGUGGAGAAGGAAAAUCAAGAGUAUGACGAGAGGGAGAGACAAGCCCGUAAAGAGAAGAAGCUUGCCAAGAGCAUGACACCAUCAAAGCGUGCUCUGGCUAGGCAGACGGAGAGCCCCAUUUCUAUAAAGAAGCGGAAGCAAUUAACCAUGGACGACUAUGUGAGUUCGGGAAAGCGGAGGAAAUGAUACUGAAAUUUAAAAUUAUGAUUAACUUUUUGUUUUUUGCGUUUUCAUUUUGGUGUAGUAGAGUAGAGUAUUAUGGCAAGGAGUGGCUCUAGUUUGCAAGCUAGAGUUUGUUAUAUCCCCUUAUUUUUGAGAUCUGUGUUCGACAGAAUCCAUUACGUCAUCAAUGGAUUUGGUAGUGUAUUAGAUUAAGAAAUAGUUUUUUGGGAAUUUGUAUAAAAUGAAUAUAGGAGGCAUCUCCUAAAUUACUCUUGAUUGUAGUUAGAAUAUAUUGUAUUAACUGGAUCAAGGCAGAGGCACCCAAGGCCUAGUCUUAUUUUCCUCUUUACGGUGUGUACAAUGUUGGUAUUUUAGUAGUUUCUGUUGGUAUUGGA
Molecule: messenger RNA, 3703 nt
Organism: Alnus glutinosa
Lineage: Eukaryota; Viridiplantae; Streptophyta; Magnoliopsida; Fagales; Betulaceae
Product: ISWI chromatin-remodeling complex ATPase CHR11
Exons: 25
Coding region: 123-3332 (1069 amino acids)
Biological process (GO): regulation of transcription by RNA polymerase II; nucleosome organization
Cellular component (GO): chromatin; nucleus
Molecular function (GO): histone binding; nucleosome binding; ATP-dependent chromatin remodeler activity
Source: RefSeq, a predicted model, not a curated record